Messenger RNA from Dendronephthya gigantea, 3630 nucleotides. RefSeq lists its product as uncharacterized. The coding region runs from base 50 to 3274 and encodes 1074 amino acids. Gene Ontology annotation, molecular function: ADP binding; protein binding. The transcript has a single exon. The record is from RefSeq and is a predicted model, not a curated record. NCBI's taxonomy places the organism in Eukaryota, Metazoa, Cnidaria, Anthozoa, Malacalcyonacea, Nephtheidae.
CUUCAAAAACUCAUCGAAUUUCAAUAUCACAAGGGCUUAAUGUAGCAAAAUGGUUGAAAAUAGUUUAAUAUCAUUGUUUUCUAAAGGUUUCCAAAUAGAUAUUUCUGAGAAACAUAGCAAUUGGUUGACUGUUGGCGAACUAAUUUGUUCGAUCCAGAAACCAAUAGCAAUCUACGUUGACGCAGUUGUUAAAGAUCUCCACGAAAAGCUCUGUGAAGAUUUGUGUUCUGUCCCUGACUGUAGAAACUCUCAAGAUUGCAAUAAGAAGACGAGAUCUAAAGAUCUUUGUGAUUCGUGUAAUCAAUGGUAUACAAAAGUCACAGUUGCACAUAAAAAGGGCAAGAAUCCGUCGUGGCAUAAGAACUGCGACUGCACAAAAUGGCCACAAGAUUACUGGGAGGUGGCCAAAUUCUUCAUGUCAACACUUGGAUCUAACAAAGAUACCGUGAAGGAUGCGCAAUCCACAGACCUGUCGUCUCUUCUCAAUGUUCUCGAGUGGAUGAAGGACGAGGCAUUUCUGGGAAAAAAUCGAGUCAAAGUCGAUUUUGUAAGAAAACUUCGAAAUGAAGUGAGAAAUAUCUGGGCACAUGCACCAAGACAAGAAAUGACUGAUGAGGAGAAAGAUAGGAGUCUGGCGAUUGCCAACGAUAUCCUUGAAGAUCUAGUGCCGAUAUUUCCGAAAAAAGAACUAAUAGAAGUCAAAAAUUGUCAGAAGCAUCUUGAAUCCUUGAAAAGCAGCGGAAUCACUACGAAUAUUAUCGAAAGUGUUCUGCGAAGCUUGGUGCUACAACGCCGCUUGUUAGAUACCAUCAAAGAAGAAAUCACACAAAUGGGAGACGAGCGUGCAUCUGACAAGACCACGAUGGAAGAGCAUGAAAGAAAGCUGAAGAAAUUGGAAGUUGCAUUGAAAGAAUGCUCUCAAAGAAAGUCAGAUUUCGAAAAUCUGAAAACGGAUAUGAAUAAACAAUUCAAAAUCUUUCAAAAACAACUGAAAUCGUUUUCUGCUAUUCCUGAAGAUAUUCGUGCUGUUUAUGAGAGUCUCCGUGAUCGACAAAGAGAAGAACAAAAUCUAAAGAGUAGCUUACAGAACCGAAUGCCAAAGUUCACUGGUCGCGAAACAGAAAUAAAAGAUGUCAUUUCCCUUCUCAUCGACGAAAGAAAGAUCGUUGUGUCUCUUCAUGGCGGACCUGGUUUUGGUAAGUCUGCCAUAGCAACAGAGGUGUCCCAUAUACUAAGCGACAACCACGACAUCACAGUUUUUUAUUCUGAACUAAACACCGCAACCACUGUUGAUGAAAUGAUUCGACAGCUUUGCAGCGAUGUUGGUGUAAAUUACGAACGCAAUGAUCCAAAGUCUUCGCUAGUUCUCUGGUUGAAAUUUGUACAAGCCAAAGUUAUUUUUAUAAUGGAUGGCGUCGACAACCUGCUUGAAGAUAAGAAUCGUGUCCAUUUUGACAAUUUUAUCAAGUUGAUAGGAAAGAAUCAAAAUUGUCAGGUGAUUACAACCUCAAGAAUGGAUUACUUUAUUCCCGAAUUCUUAUUCGGUGCGGUCCAUGUUAAGGAGAUGGACGAUAAGGCGUGUAUAGAGCUUCUUGAAAAACGAUGUUAUCAGGAUGAUAAGUCGCGGCAAAGAUUGGCUAAACUAUGCGGAAACAUACCUCUUGCUAUGUCCAUUGCCGCAUCUCAAGUUAACUGCUUUGAAGAAUCGAAAGAAUUUUGGAACCAUCUUGAAAAAGAACCAGUUGAGACUUUAAAAGAUCCCAUGAGUAACCAAUACGUCGAUCGAGCCAUAAGAUAUUCUUAUGACAGGUUGAAUGAUGGACAAAAACGGAAUAUUGUUCGUUUGGCUGUUUUCGACGGAAAUUUCAGCGAAGAGGCUGCUGGCGACGUGAUUGAAAACGAUAAGUUUAUUACUCAAAUAAUUUUGGAGGAUCUAUUUCGCAUGAGUUUGAUUAAAAAGCCAACUAAACACCGAUACUCCAUUCAUGUUUUGAUCCAGCAUUUCUUAAAGAAUCAACUAAAAGGUGAGAAAGAGAGAAAAGAAAGAGCGCGUGCAGAAGUAUUGAUGAUUAAACACUAUCUCAAGUUGGGACACGACCAAACCAAAAAGACGUACUCCAAAGAUGGUUACAAACCAAACAGAGAUGCUUUGAAGAACGAGGCGCACCACAUCCAGAAAGUGCUUAAAAUUUGUUACAAGCAGGAUGUUUCCUCUGACAUCCUCGAUUGCCUUGCAGAGAGUGAAAUUUACAACAACUCAGCCAAAUUCUUUGCACUUCUCGCCAGAACCAUUAUUCCUAGAAACAUCGUCCAAAACUUUCUUGAACUCUGUGCUCAGUUGGCUGAGGAAAGAGAACAACAAGCAAUCAAAAUAAAUUUCGACUGUUUGUUGGCAGGUCAAGCGCGCCGGGAAACAAUUGGUAGAUCUGAUGAAGAUUAUGAAUCAAAGAUGGAAAAGCUCCAGGAACAGUUCGAAGCGAAUGAAGAUUUGAAGCAAGACAAGCCACUUUAUGCACAUUACCUUUACCACCAAGGAAGGUAUCUAACGCAUCAAGCAGAGAAUCUUGAAGAUGAAGCCCGCUUAGAGAGACAGAUUCAAGGUCGUGAAAACAUGGAAAAAUCGUUAAAAUUAAGAAACAUGUUGAACAAUGCCCCAGAAGGAAUAGCAGAUAAGGCGUUCGCGUUGCUUCACGUCGGAAAUGCCUGCAAGAUCAUUUCCAAAACAGAAUCGUUUCUUAAAAAAAUGGCGCAAUCAGAAUCAUCGUCGAAACAAGCACAAGAACACUACGAAGAAGCUAUACAAUUAUCUGAAGAUAAACUAGGUGACCACGAGCUUACAGCAGCCUGUUACAAGUCUCUUGGAGAUCUUUUCCUAAGAAUCAACCAUCCUGAAAAAGCAAAAGAAAAUUACACCAGAGCCAAAGAAAUGCGAGAAAAUCUGGGUCUAGACGCCAGCAAAAGACACGUUUCUCUUCUCAACAAACUUGGCAUAUCUCUGACGAAACUGAAACAAGCAGAUGAAGCCAUCGAAUUAUUAGAGAAUGCUCGCAUGAUGGCCGAGGAACUGGCUGAUAGCGAUGAGCCAACCUUUUGCAAGUCAAAAGUCUACGCCAGCCUAGCUUCAGCCUACAAUGCAAAGCAAAAGUACUGUGAAGAUGCUGUUAGUUAUGCCAAGAAAGCGAUGGAAUUCGAUGGUAUGGAAGAGUCCCUCGGAAAUUACUACAAGGAGCUUCGGGAAAUAGCUGAUUCAGAGAUGAUGGAUACCACUGACUGACUCGUUUCUUUAAAUCGGAAGGAACAAUUUUUGAAUAUUUUAUCGAUUAUAAUCAAUACCAACACAACCGUAUGUUUGCACCAACAUAGUGCACCAAGUUUAAUCAAAUAUGGACGUCAGAUAUACCAUCGUAUUAAUGGAAAGCAGUUUACAAAGACACACUCAGAUACGUAUCACAAAUUUUACGCAAAAAUUAAACGUUAAUACGUCUAAUACUCAGGUACUAGCAGCCAGAACGUUCACUCGAAUCCACGCUUGAACUCAAUAGGACAUUCAGUAUUGAACUCACUCAAUAGGACAAUAAGAUAAACGAAUUAAAAGGAAUAAAUUACGUAAUAAGAAGAGACCAGGGACGU